Messenger RNA from Platichthys flesus (European flounder), 2167 nucleotides. It is a transcript of the gene npdc1a, whose product is annotated as neural proliferation, differentiation and control, 1a. The transcript has 9 exons. Bases 191 to 1189 code for a protein of 332 amino acids. Gene Ontology annotation, cellular component: membrane. The record is from RefSeq and is a predicted model, not a curated record. NCBI's taxonomy places the organism in Eukaryota, Metazoa, Chordata, Actinopteri, Pleuronectiformes, Pleuronectidae.
GACCGAGCUCCGGUGCGACCUGUUCAGCUUAUCCGUGUCGCACGUCGCGCUGAAGCCCCCCCCCCCCAACCCCUCACGUCAAACCAGUCGACAGAUAGAAACCACUCAAACCAGUGAACAGCGAUGGGGGAAUGACAACGAGCUCCGUGCCUGUCUGCGGUUCUCCGAGCCCGAGAAGAAGACCCCGAGGAUGCUGCAGCUCUCCAGCCCGAGGAGCGGACGCCUGCGCCGGGCCUGGCUGCUGCCGCUCGCCGCGGUGCUGCUGUGUGUGGUCUCCGUCAGCUCUGGCCUCCCAGCUUCCCACAAAUGCCCUCACCAUCUAGACUGUGCCAAAGAGGGACGCCACUUCUGCAAGCCGGGCUCCUCCCGCUGUGGCGCCUGCCUCUCCCCGCUGCAGGAGAACGAGGAGGGAAGCUGUGUGGAGAAGAGGAGGCACCGUCAGCAUGUGACCUACUACCCGGACCUGGAUGGAGAGAUUGAUUUUCUUGAGUCUGUACUCGAAAAACAGGAAGUGAAAGAGAUCAAAACUCCAAAGAAGCAAAUCCCAAAACCUGCUGCCGUCACCUCUCAGUCAGAUGUUCAAAAGACAGAGACAGAUGCCUCCAAACAGGAACAGAAGAACCAGGCGCCUAAUGGAAGAGCGCAUGCUGUCACCGCUGCCCCAGGCUCCGCCCUCUCUGACCCACCGACCCCCCAGCCCCAAGUCACUGAAGCUGAGGCCCGAGCGGCUCCCUCGUUGGUCCCAGCAACCAGGAAUGACAUGAUUCUCUUAACUGUGAUCUCGUUCAGUGUCGUUGUUGGCAUCGUGGCAAUGAUCCUGGCAACUGCCUGCUACAUCAAGAAAGAGAAAGAAGCGCGUCUGGUAGAGAAGGUCGACUACCCUGCUUUCAGUGGGCCCAGCGCACCCCCCGCCCCCAACCCGUCCACAGGUUCCUCGAUGGGAGAUAAGACUCUGGCCCAAAAUGCUCAAAUGUAUCACUACCAGCAUCAGAAGCAGCAGAUGCUUUUGAUGGGAACUCACAAACCUGAACAGAAGGUCCUUGACAACGAGGUCACGUCAGAAGAGGAAGAGGUGGGAGGAGACUUCACAGUAUACGAGUGUCCUGGACUUGCACCGACUGGAGAGAUGGAAGUGAAGAACCCUCUGUUUGAUGACUCCACUCCUCAUUACCAGGGGAAUUCUCAGUGAAUGCUGAAAUUGAACACACACACAUUCACAUGUAACCACACACACACACACACACAUGCAGGCAUUAUAGCCAUUUCUCUGUAAGACACCACUGAUCCAGGUAGAGGAUGGGGUUUAUAAAAUUGAUUAUUUUCCUGUAGGCCUUCUAACUAUAAUCUACCCCUACUCUAGCUUUUAAUACAAAUGUACACUGGGUUCCUUUUUAAUUUAUUUCUGCCUCUGUUUCCUGUCUUUUAAAUUAUAUGCUCCCCCCUCAGGUUUGUCCCUAUAGGUGUUCUGUCCUAUUUAUGUGUUAAAGUCUAAUCUUAAACAUCCUCCUCGCAUUCCUUCAUCACUUUCCUUUAUUUCUGCAGCUAUUUCCAAAGAAUAUGAUACUAAAGCAAACAGAGGAACAUCACGGACACACACAUUCGUAGGUUAACCUGAAAACCAGGGGCCCUCCCUUGCAUUUCCUGCAGAGCUAAUGUUUCCUGACAGAUACCAAGUAAACCUAGAAAGCUGAUACUUCUGUAAAAGCUCCCUAGCACAACACGGUUAAGCUUUGAGAAUGUUAUGUUGCUAAUUCCAUGUCGUAUAAGCUGCACAUAAAGAUUUUAAGAUGAUAGAAUAUAAAUAUAUAUAUGAAAAUGAAGUACUUGAUGAUGUCUGUGUGCAUGGUUUGACUGUACCGUGUUUAAAUCAUGGCAGAGCUUCAGCGAGUUACUCUCUGCCUCCGGGUUUGUACGCAUCCUGUCGACGGAGGAGGAAUGUACAGUACAAAGUGACUUCUCAGCACUUGAAUGAAAUUUUGGAGACAAACUAUACUGAUGGAUGUGUAGGUGGAAAAUAUCACUCUCUUCUAUCGUCCCUCUUUCCUCUUGUCGGUACCAAGUUUACCUCGUGCUGCAAAAUGUACAUACGAAGAGUGAAAGCGUUCACCUUUUCUAGACAUUUGUACAUGCAGACCAAGGAAAUAAAACUUUUUACCACACGUGAGAA